CUCCGCGCCAGCCUCGCGCGCCCUCGCCCGCUCCCCGCAGCCCCCGGCCCGCGCCCCUCGGGGUCCCGCGGCUGACCCGCGCGGGAUGUGACCCCUUCCCGCUGCCCGGCCUCCCCUGCCCCCCGGGGGGCCCGCCUUUGCUUGCUUUUGGGGGGGUGGGGAGCGGCGCGCGGAUCAUGGCAUUGGAGUUCCCGGGCUUGCAGCCGCCGCCGCCGCCCCAUCCACGCACCCCGAGCGCCCCUUCUUCCCCGAGCAGCAGCGGAGAAGGCGAAGCGGCCGGCGGGGGCGAGGCAGAUGGGGCUCAAGGCGCGCAGGGCGGCGGGGGCGGCUGGCGGCGGCGGCGACGGGGGCGGCGGCGGCGGGGCCGCUAACCCGGCCGGAGGGGACGCGGCGGCGGCCGGCGACGAGGAGCGGAAAGUGGGGCUGGCGCCGGGCGACGUGGAGCAAGUCACCUUGGCGCUCGGGGCCGGAGCUGACAAAGACGGGACUCUGCUGCUGGAGGGCGGCGGCCGCGACGAGGGGCUGCGGAGGACCCCGCAGGGCAUCGGGCUCCUGGCCAAGACCCCCCUGAGCCGCCCUGUGAAGAGGAACAACGCCAAGUACCGGCGCAUCCAAACUUUGAUCUACGACGCCCUCGAGAGACCGCGGGGCUGGGCGCUGCUCUACCACGCGCUCGUGUUCCUCAUUGUCCUGGGAUGCUUGAUUCUGGCCGUGCUGACCACGUUCAGGGAGUACGAGACUGUUUCGGGAGACUGGCUGCUAUUACUGGAAACAUUUGCUAUUUUCAUCUUUGGAGCCGAGUUUGCUUUGAGGAUCUGGGCUGCCGGAUGUUGCUGCCGCUAUAAAGGCUGGCGGGGAAGGCUCAAGUUUGCCAGGAAGCCCCUGUGCAUGCUCGACAUCUUCGUGCUGAUCGCCUCUGUGCCGGUGGUUGCCGUGGGAAACCAGGGCAAUGUGCUGGCCACCUCCCUGCGCAGUCUGCGCUUCCUGCAGAUCCUGCGCAUGCUGCGGAUGGACCGCAGGGGCGGCACGUGGAAGCUCCUGGGCUCGGCCAUCUGCGCCCACAGCAAAGAGCUCAUCACUGCCUGGUACAUUGGGUUCCUGACGCUCAUCCUUUCUUCAUUUCUUGUCUACUUGGUUGAGAAAGAUGUGCCAGAGGUUGAUGCACAAGGAGAAGAGGUGAAGGAGGAAUUUGAGACCUAUGCAGAUGCCCUUUGGUGGGGCCUGAUCACACUGGCCACCAUCGGCUAUGGAGACAAGACGCCCAAAACGUGGGAAGGCCGCCUGAUUGCGGCCACCUUCUCCUUAAUUGGUGUCUCCUUUUUUGCCCUCCCAGCCGGCAUCCUGGGGUCAGGACUAGCACUCAAGGUACAGGAACAACACCGGCAGAAGCACUUUGAGAAAAGGAGGAAGCCGGCCGCUGAACUCAUUCAGGCUGCCUGGAGGUAUUAUGCUACCAACCCCAACAGGAUUGAUCUCGUGGCGACAUGGAGGUUCUAUGAAUCGGUCGUCUCUUUUCCGUUCUUCAGGAAAGACCAGCUGGAGGCAGCAUCCAGCCAAAAGCUGGGUCUCUUGGAUCGGGUUCGCCUUUCUAAUCCUCGUGGUAGCAAUACUAAAGGAAAGCUAUUUACCCCUCUGAAUGUAGAUGCCAUAGAAGAAAGUCCUUCUAAAGAACCAAAGCCUGUGGGCUUAAACAAUAAAGAACGUUUCCGCACCGCCUUCCGCAUGAAAGCCUACGCUUUCUGGCAGAGCUCCGAAGAUGCUGGGACAGGUGAUCCCAUGGCGGAAGACAGGGCCUACGGGAAUGACUUCCUCAUCGAAGAGAUGAUCCCCACCCUGAAGGCCGCCAUCCGAGCCGUCAGAAUUCUACAAUUCCGUCUCUAUAAAAAAAAAUUUAAGGAGACUUUGAGGCCUUACGACGUGAAGGAUGUGAUUGAGCAGUAUUCUGCAGGACAUCUCGACAUGCUUUCCAGGAUAAAGUACCUUCAGACCAGAAUAGACAUGAUUUUCACCCCUGGACCUCCAUCUACCCCAAAACAUAAGAAGUCUCAGAGAGGGGCAGCGUUCACCUACCCAUCCCAGCAGUCUCCCAGGAAUGAACCAUAUGUAGCCAGAGCAUCCACAUCUGAAACUGAAGACCAAAGCAUGAUGGGGAAGUUCGUGAAAGUCGAAAGACAGGUUCACGACAUGGGGAAGAAACUGGACUUCCUGGUGGAUAUGCACCUGCAGCACAUGGAAAGGCUGCAGGUGCACGUCACGGAAUACUACCCGACCAAGGGGACCUCCUCACCCGCAGACGUGGAGAAGCUAGAGGACAACAGAGAUUCGGAUCUAAAAACCAUCAUCUGCAACUAUUCCGAGACGGGCCCCCCCGAGGCCCCUUACAGCUUCCACCAGCUGCCCCUCGACAAAGUCGGCCCCUAUGGGUUUUUUGCCCACGACCCAGUGAACCUGCCCCGAGGAGGACCCAGUUCUGGAAAGGCUCAAGCAACGCUUUCCACCUCAGCAGCGACAUAUGCGGAAAGGCCCACCGUCCUGCCGAUCUUGACUCUUCUCGACUCCCGAGUGAGCUACCACUCCCAGGCUGACCUGCACGGCCCCUGCUCGGACCGGGUCUCCCCCCGUCAGAGACGGAGCAUCACGCGGGACAGUGACACGCCUCUGUCCCUGAUGUCGGUCAAUCAUGAGGAGCUGGAGCGGUCUCCAAGUGGCUUCAGCAUCUCCCAAGACAGAGACGAUUACGUGUUUGGCCCGAGUGGGGGGUCGAGCUGGAUGAGGGAGAAACGUUACCUCGCCGAGGGUGAGACAGACACGGAUACGGACCCCUUCACCCCCAGUGGCUCCAUACCUCUGUCAUCCACAGGGGACGGGAUUUCUGAUUCAGUAUGGACCCCUCCCAACAAGCCCAUUUAGAAGGGGUCGUGGCUGAGUCCUCCUUGUAAUGUAGACAGACUUUGUAUAGCUCACUUGCUCUCACACCUGACACUUGACCGUGAGAUCACCAGUGGCUACAUCAAACACAUGCAUGUGUGUGGCGGCCCCCCACCCGGGCAGGGGCUUUUCAUGGCCUUCCUCCUCCCCAGGUCACCACAGUGAAGCCGCUUCCUUUUAAGCAUGGUUUGCAUGACUUUACAAUAUAUAAAUGGUACCGCUAAUCUCUUCUAGGAUACACACUUAUCUGCUGUUCUUACUUUAAAUCAUGAUUGGACCAGGACGGGGAGAAAUUAUUGAUGAGCUGUGCUAUCUGUCCGUUUGGUUGGCUGCUUUGGGUUUUGGUUUGGUAAGCAGGGAAUGUAGUUUAAGUUCUUUCUCAAACCACUGCCCCUUUGUGUAAAAAAGACCAGUAAUUAUUCUAGAGUAAGCAAAUAGUUUGUGAACAAAAAUGCAUUACAUAUCAAAGAGGUGGUCAACUGAGCUAAAACACUAGGAAAGGAACAGACGGUCAUCACCUAUCCAAAACCACGAAUUUUUUUGAAUUUUUUUUUUUUUUCGGGAAAAACUCUCAAAACCAUCUAAAAGCUCUCGAGGGGACCUCACUUGGUCUGCCAUUAUCUGUGUCCUGCCUGUUCCCUCAUCCCUGGUAAUCCCAAGUGUAGCAUUUCGAGGGAGUUAUGACUUGGAGGGGAGAAAAUACACAACUUCAAAUAGUUUCCAAUUUAUGUAGCCAAAGAUAAUGAAAUUUAUCAGAAGUAGGGUACCCCUCUGGGCAGGAGCUAAGAUCAGUGCCUUCAAGAUGACGUUUCAACUCACAUUCUUCCCCAUGGUAUUUGUACAAAAUAUCCAUCUCAAAUGAAAAUUAGAAACCAGAAAUUAUCUGGUCCAAGUUCUCCUUUGUAAAAAUGAGAAACCUUUGGCUCAGGUAGAGACAAGCCUGGGGUCACAUCAUCGUCCCCUGGAGAGCUGGGACCCAGUCAGCUGACUCGCUCCAUGCCCUGGUCUCCUCCUACUACACCACUCUGCCCUUUAUAGAGUGGGACCUAAAAAUUGUGCCAAGAUACCUGGACUCUGUUGUACACAAUUUAUCCAGCAGGAGGGGGCUGUUUGCUUUUACUGCAAAACAUGCUUGCUUGAUGCAUUGCAUUUUGGAUCUAGGGGAAUAAAACAAGCACUUCAAGCAAGCAAGCUUCAACAUUUAUUAAUAUGCAAAUGGGAAAAAUUUUCAGAACCAUCCAGUUUUACUCCUCCAGAUUUUUUAAACCACACGUAGCCAUAAGAUUAACCCAAGUGUAAGCAGAGCCCCUGGAGAGCACUGCCCUAGUGAAUAAGUAUUAAUAUUAAGCACAAGCCAUCCUCUGGCCUCUUUUGAGGUGUCGCUACUUUCUGAAACACUUUGAUGGAAAAGGUUUCUGUUAGGCUUGGGCCAGAUUAGCUAAAUUACAGCACCACACUAUCACUGUCUUGUUCUUAUCCCACAUCUAAGCACUGGUUGUGGACGGUCGCCAUGGUGACCAUCAAGAUGAUCAAAAGGGCCUAACAGUCUACACACAAAUGCCGCUGAUGUUCUCCUCACAGUCUUGUCAAGCAGUGGUAGCUGGGACAGACAUCUGGUUUGUGGUUUCAUCAUGACGUGAUGCAGGAACCUUAUACUUUGUUGGAGCGAAGAACUAGUUUCUCAGAUCUUGGUUCCUUUCAACCCACAAGUCAACAGGUACUGUGCAAAAGGCUCAGAGUACAAUAGUAUUGAAGGUGUGGUCCCUGACUUUAGAAAUGCACAACCAAAGCCUGCCGUCUCUGGCCCAGGGCAAGCAUCGUGAGAGGUAGAUGGCAUUUUACAUGGAGAAUCUCACAAAUAGAGAGGUGUUGGCAUUGAAGUCUAAGGUGGGAAAUACACAAGAAUGAUCACACAAUUCAGACCUGAACCCUCCUCCCCUAUGGUUUGCCAUUUGACCUUCUUGCAAUCUGAAGGGCAAACGGAAUGGAUCAUAUGCAUGAAAGUGCCAUUGGAGUUAAUGACCUAAGAAAUCCUAUGCCGCUUCCUUAGGGCUUGAUUCUUGCUUCUGACCCGCCUAGAAUCUUUUACUACAAGUGAUUGAGCUACCUAUCAUCUAAUAUGUUACUAUGUUUUCUUUAUGUACGUGAGUUAUUUGAGACAAAAAAAAAAUGGAGAAUGAAUCAAACUCUCCACAUAUGCACCAAUUAUUUUUACCUACCUUAUUAAUAUUCUUGCAGAACUGACUGGCCUCAGUAUCUUACCAACAGAUGCAUUUGCCAGGAACUCAGUGGAGUUCUCAGGUGGACAAGUGAGACUUUCUCAUCCUCAAGCUAAAAAUAGUUACCACGGAUCGAAAGUUAGAGGACUGCCUUAGGUUCUUUGAAAAACCUACAAAGGAUAAGAGCUUGUAUUAUUUCUUAAACCAUAGGAGGGCAGUCUAGCCUCCCCUGCUGGAUCAUAAGGCCAGGAUGACAGGGAUUGACUGGGUUUAUGUCAAUUACCAUCAUGUCUCCAACAUGUAGUAAGCUGCCAUUAUCAAUGCAGACAAAGACAAAAUACAUGAUCAUGAAUAACUAAAUGAUAAGACUUUUUAAGAGCUUUUCUUUCCCAUCUAAGAAAAAAGAGAAAAAUGACCUUCUGGAAUAUUCUGCUUUGAUACCCCUUUAAAAGGAAAAAAAAAAAAAAAAGGCCAUUCCAGAAAAGCAAGCCAAAACUGUUCAAGUUGCCUGCUCACAGACAACAUCAUCACCUGGCUGGCACUGAUGAAGCAGGAAUUCAAGGUGUGGGAUUGAACUUAAGUUAUGGGGAAAAACAACAUGUGCCUCCACAAAGAUCUUUCUGUCGGACGAAAGAACAACAUGAUGGAAAAAUCCAACAGAACUGGUUAAUAAUGUGGCCCAAGAUCAUCCUACUUCAGGUAUACCAGUGGUCCUGAAGCUAGCCGAGGAAACUACAGUAGUUUUAGCAGAAUCCCAUGAAAUCGUGACAAAUUAAUUCCAUUGUAAAAACUAGGAAUGAUUUCCUCAGGUGGAAGUGUAAGCCCAUUAUAGGUGUUCUGUCUCUGUGUGUCACAAUAUGAUAUAGGAGAACUUUAAGGGGUCAUUUUUUAGGAGGAUCAAAAUGAAUGAGAUAAAGCUAUCUUCCAAAUGUUAGGUGAGAGGUGAUCGUGUCGGGCUGAGAAGAAAGUACUUGAGAUCAAGGGUGCAUUUUGACAGUAAAACACUAGCACACAGCAAACAUGAAAAGUUUAAGAAAAAGAACUCUGGGAGGAAAAGAAAAAAAACCAUCAAAAUGAGAAAGUUCUAUUCACUGACUAUACUUUUUCUGGGAACUGAAAGCUUGGACUUAGUAGAUAUAACAAUGAUAUAAUGAAGCUUUAAUUUCAAUAAAGGCAUCUAGAAAACCCUCAAGAUAUACCAUAGUUCAAGAUGAGUUUAUUUGUCAAUAAUGACUGCAUUAUGCCUUGCCUGUUUUGUGCAGGGCAGUUCCUAGACACUGUAAGUUGAAAGAAUAAUUACUUGUAGGAAAUCCUAAUACAAUAGGAUCUACUCAGAAUUUAUAAGACCAUUCUUCUAAAUCCAUACCACUCUACUGAGAAUGUAAUAAAAACAUUCAUUUGCUUGUUUACAAGAUUUACUAAGCACCACUGUCUGCUAGGCACUGUGUAACAUCCUGGAAAUUCAGAGUUAAGAAAACCACAGUUCCUGCCACCAAAAAGCUAGGAAUCUGGAGGCCUCAAAUAUUGGAGGUCCCUUCAAACUAUGUCUACCAGGAAUGGAAAGUAUCUGAUUUUAUCCCUGAAGACAACUCUACAGAUAGGAGCUCUUCCUCACUUAGAAUCAAUGGGAGAUUGAGCAUGGAGAAAAGUGAGAGAAAGAAUUCUCCAUCAAAAUGGUAAUGACCCCAUCAGCGCAGGAAAGACUGAGUUGUUGAAUGAGGACUUUGAGUUUGGGUUCAAUGCUUUGGGCUUUAGAGCUCCAAAUACACUGUGUACAAAGGAGUUUCUAGAGUAUCUGAGAAGGUUCUUGGGAAAAAAACUAGCUUUCUCCUCCUCUCCAAAUCCCUAUAAUGAUUGAGUCCAGACAAGAAGCUGGGCUACUUCCAUUUCAUUGUGUUGACCAAGAGACGCUUAUGGUACAAGCCAAGACACAUCUAUUUCAAGAGAAAGGUGUCACUCUGCCUGUGGGACACUGCUAAUAAAAUUCUCCUGGAGCAAGAGAAGAAAUGUGUUCAGUGGUCUAAGAAGUUAACUGCACUUUGGUCAGUACUGACAAGCACACCCCUGGCUUCCCCCAGAAGAUGCCACACAGCUGGCCUUUGUUUUCUGUGAAUAUGCUCCCAAGGCACUUAGGACCAUACGGAUUUUCUUUGCUUUCUGAACCUCAGGCAUUCUUAGGAAUUUGCCUCAUGGCCUCACUCAUCCUUGAAGGCUCACUUAUUUGGGAAUGAAAUUUUUAAAUUUUAAUUUUAAUUAAAUUUAAUUAAAAUUUUAAAUUUUAAAUUAAAUUUUAAAAGACUAGAAGUCCUUUCUUUGUAUCCAAAUCAUCCAACAUUCCGUUACGCUAUUCAAAACUGAGCCAACAGUCCCCUCAACAAGUCCCCUAACCUGAUGCCCAGGUGAGAACAUGCUAGGGACCAGGCUAUCUCCAUAGCUUUAGUGGUUUGGGAAACCAGCAGUAGGAAUCUCAGAGAUAGGAAGGAUAUAGAUAUGACCUGGAUGAAAAUUUGAGUUUUAGGACUCUCACAAGUGUUUGACUUUCUUGGUCUGUUUUGAUUUUCAAAUGGAACAAUUGGUAUAUGUAAAGACCCCAGUACAGUGGUGGCUGGAGACUGUCACACGUAUCCUUUUUUAAUACUGUGUGUGGAGUCCACUGCCUCAGUCCUCAGUAUUACUUAUGAACUCCAAAUUUACCCCCAGAAAAUCUUUUUCUUGGAAAAAGAGUAGUGGAAAUGCCAUACCGAUUCAGGCACUUUUAUGGGGGCUUUUUCUCAAAAAGUACAUCUCUAUAAAUGAAACAAGGAAUGGCAGGAAUGUUGGAAUGAAGGUGGCAGGACUGUUGGAUUGCACUGGCUGGGUUGUGGCAGUUCCACUGGACCCACAAUACUGCAUGUUGCACCAUUCUCUCAAAGGAUGAUCUGUAGGAGGCGAAGUCAAGUAGCAGGAACCAUUAAAUAUGAAGGAACUAGUGGUUGCGAUGAGCAAAGUUAGCAUGCCACGAUGUCUGUCAGACAACACCCUAGCAAUGAAUGGAGAACUUCCAGAAGAAAGAGUUCAAGCUCGCUCAAACUCUCCCCAGGGGAAUUUGUUCCCAGCUUCUAACAACCUCAGCUUUGUUAUCCCUGUAGGAAAAUUGUGACUAGUGGCUUGCUUCAUUGUCACAGAUGCAGGGAGAUACAGUUUUAUAGAUUCCUAGAUGCUCAGAGCAAGAACAAACCUUGAUCACCAAGAACAACCACCUCUCUUCUUAGAUCAGGAAGCAGAGGUUCAGCAUAAAGGGAAUCACACUAGUCGCCCAGUGGCUGAAGGGGUGAUUGGGUGGCAGAGUGACUCAAGAACCCAGGUCUCCUAACUCCUGGUCCAGAUAUUGGAGAUCAAAAACUGACAGUCACAUAGCAACUGAGAAGAAAACAUUGUGGGUUGGCCCAGGAGAUGGAGAACUUCCUGGCCCACUAGAGAAACUGCUAAACCAGACACAUUUCUGGAAUAUGAUUGAUCUCAUGCCUUUAAAGGCAAUGUUCCUUCUCCCCAAAUCCUGCUGACCUCCAAAGGCCUGGCACAAACCACUGCUUCCCUGUGCAGGUGAAAAAAGGAAUGAAGAACAACCUCAUGGCCAUGCAGGCAUUCCCCUCCACUUCUCUGACCUCUGCUACUUUGUCCCCUCCUUGUCCCACCAAGCCUGGACUGGUUCAGCAAUUUGGCCCAAUCACUUAAACUCAUUCAGCUCCAGAGCCAUGCCUCAGGUGGUAUCCUCAUCUAUAAGCCAAUCCUUUUGCAGGAUUUUGCCUUGAAAAAAAAGUUAGUGGGUUUGAUUUUAGAAAAUAGGAUGUGAUUUCUUUGGGGAUCAAUAUGACCCCAAGGCAUUAGUUCUACUAAGGUGUCCAUUCACGGUGGGAUCCCUGGGUCUCAUGCCUUGUUUCUCCUGCUUUGUCCAAGAGAAUGCCCAUCUUUGCUGGGUCACAACUGGUACUCUUGGCUUGUCACCUAAAACUACAGAAAAGCAGACAGGAUUCAACUUAAGACAUCUUGUGUAACUGGGAAAUUAUUUUAGAAAGUAAACUGGCCUCCCUGUUGGCUCAAAUGAGAAUUAACAUGGUUUCCACUUACGCUGUGCUGUGCUUGGGACAAAUUUGCUAGAAUUUGGCAAGGCUCCCCAAUAGCCCUUGCUAAACUCCUAGAAGGAUGUUCAGGUCUUCUGAAUCAGACUGAACCAGAAACUCCUAAGGCAAAGUCAGAAAGGUGGCAGUAAUUUUAGACUACCAGUCUACCUGUCUUCUUAGCCUCUAAAUAGCCCCAUUCUGGGGAAAUAAGUCAAACAUGGGCUCUAUAUAAGAAUAACCUGAGUGUAACUUGUAAUUAAGCAGUCAAAAGCCUGGCCUAGUGCUUAGGAAUAUAUGUGUAAUUCCUCUUAGAUGUGUCAAAUUGACUACAACCUGAUGCCUGAGAGGAGUGAAAAAUGGGAACAUGUUUUCUUCCAAUGUCUCACUCUGCCCACAAGACGGGUCCGGGAAGGAGAGAGAAACUUACCCUAAGCUGUCUUUGUGAGUUGCAUGUGAUGUGAUGGUUCUCUCUCUUGGACUUCCCAUGGUCCUCACCACAACCCCUUGUGGGCGGUGUUAAUGUCUCCAUCGUAGAGUUGAAGAAACUGAACCUGAGGGGGGAAAUGCCUUGCCAAAGGCCACACACUAUAGAAGUAGAGCUGCGAUUGUAACCAAAGCUCAUACACCUUCAAAGAUUAUUCACCUAUCUCAUCUCCCAGGCCAGUGGAAAUGCUCCCACAUCAUGCCCUCUAGUCGUCCCCCAUACCUUGCCCUCCUAUGCCCAGUGGACUUUAUAGUAAAACAGUCAGACCCAUCGGUUCCCCGGAGAGAACCAAUGUCAGCUGCUCCACUCAGCUAAUCAGUGGGUCCUACCUGUUCCUUUGAGUAGGUUCACAAUUCAGCUGUCAGUGGCAGAAAAUAAUGCUGCAUAAAUUUUUCACUUUGUUCAUAGUGGAAUCCAUUAGUUCUUGGAGUUUGGCGUGGCUGCAGAUAAUCCCACAAACGCCCCUUGUUCUCUGCCCUGCACCCCCACCCCCCACCCCGAGGAUCUCCUGUCAUUGAUUUAUCCAAACAAAUUCAAAUGUCUUCCUGACUUUGGUCUUCUGUCCUGAGGCUGGACCCUUAUUUCAGACCUUGGAAAUUCUGCAGAGAUUGGUGAGUCUGCAGAAACAUUCUUUAGGAGGCCAAAAGCUCACAACAGUUGUGUUUCUCUUACUCAAUAUUAAAAAUAUAACAGUUCCCCAGUGAGAAGUCAACCUGAUCUGGUAAUUAGGCCCCAUUUCCCCUCUGAACACUUUUCCAAGGGAAGGGAGAGCAGCUCCACCUUCCAUGUUCCUGGGAGGGUUAAGAAUGCACGUGGGGAGGACUACGUCCAAGAUUGGUGGCAGCCAUGUUCCAAGCAUCAGAGAUCUUACUGUUGGAGACAGAAGGCAGGCUCUGCCCCAUCUUAAAAAUCACCUUAGAAAGAUGGGCCUACUUCAUCAGAUCUGUCAAUCAUUUCCUAUUUUAAAGAGAAAAAUGCUCUCUACAUUUCUUUCAAUGGGAUAUGGCUAUUCUUCUUUUUCUUUUUUUCUUUUUUCCUAAUGUAGCAGUGAUGGAAAACACCAAUCUCUGCAGAGCAGAUUGAGGUUUCCAGUGACAAGAAUCCAUUGUAUUUGAUUUGGGAUUGUAUUUUCUUUAACCCCCUUUAACGGCAUAGAAUUCUGGUGCCUUGCUCCCUGAAUUUGUCUCCAUGCUACAAGUAGGCUUUCUUCACAUUCUGGCUUACACGGGAACACGACUAUUCCACAAGUGGCCUUUAGUGCUCUUUAUAGUAUGAUUUCCUGUAAUUUUUAAACUGUAUGUGUAAUUUCUAUUCUGGCUCUGUCCAAUAUUUGAACAACUUUACUAGGUUGAUUUCCAUAUAUAUUAUGCAAACACUUCUUACCUGAUUUUUUAUGUUCUAUCUUAAAACAAAUACUGCACCACUUAUUAAUAAAUAGA
Messenger RNA from Mirounga angustirostris (Northern elephant seal), 11170 nucleotides. It is a transcript of the gene KCNQ3, whose product is annotated as potassium voltage-gated channel subfamily Q member 3. The record is from RefSeq and is a predicted model, not a curated record. Gene Ontology annotation, molecular function: voltage-gated potassium channel activity. NCBI's taxonomy places the organism in Eukaryota, Metazoa, Chordata, Mammalia, Carnivora, Phocidae. Gene Ontology annotation, cellular component: voltage-gated potassium channel complex; membrane. The transcript is spliced from 15 exons. The coding region runs from base 295 to 2910 and encodes 871 amino acids. Gene Ontology annotation, biological process: potassium ion transmembrane transport.